AAUGGAUAAAGUCCGAGAAGCCCUUGAUGAUAGCCCGGCACAAAAGGCCGAAGGGCGAGGCGGUGCAGCUCCUACCGCCGCUCAAACAGGAGACCAUAGAGAUCGAGAUGGCCGUAGACAACGAUGCCAACUAUCCUUUGAACUUGAAUAUGAAGACUGCUGUUGACGACGAAAUCUCAGACCCGUACAGAAGCUACCAGGACUUGCCUGCGACCGCCCCUGGGGGAUCACAGGUGGUACCAGAGCACACAGAAGUAAACCUAGGCGUUCUCCACACGUUGCUAACGAGGUCAGACGAGCCUCCACCAAGUGACCAGGCCCUACCACACAUUAACGAUCCACCAGAUAUCAUUAGAGACCCACAACCUCCAAGCCAGGACCUUCACAACCUCGAUGGAGACGUCUCCGAAUACCUUCAGUUACAACUGCACACAAACGUGGAAGAUAGUAUAGCUAGCAACUAUAUCAGCGAAGAUUCAAGUAAAAAUCCAGAGAAAAACGACAUAAACGGCGCGAAUAUACCUGUCAAGAAUUUGUCAAAAAAAGGGUAUUUUAGAAGCGAAGAUUCACAGUCGGAAGCUAAUAGUCAGUCGCCGACGCCUGUGAAAAAGAUUGACAGAGGAAACCAGAAUUUCAAUGACUCGCAGAAAUCGGAGGGAUCGUGCUCGGACGAGCCAUCUAAUGUAAAUAAUGAUAUUAGAAGUAGUAGUACCAGUUAUUUCGUAAAUGAAAACCCAGGGCGGAUAGUAGCGCCACAUGCUUCUAUGGAGGAGAGGCUUCAGAUAGUCGAACUGCACAAGCAAGGCAAGAAUAUCCCCCAAAUAGCUGAUCAGCUUGGAAUGCUCCGUGGCGUGGUGCGUCGCUGGGUGCAGCGCUACUCGGAGUUCGGUCACGUGCGCGACGGAGGCCGACGGCCGCGCGCGCGCCCCGACCCGCGCCGCGCCGAGAAAGUAGUUAAACUGUUCACCGACAAGCCUGACUCCAGGAUCGCCGACGUCGCCAAGAAGUACAAGUGUUCAGCCGGCUGCAUACGCAAGAUCCUGCGGCAGGCCGGCUUCAAACGCCACGUGUUCGGGCCCGAAGAAUGCGCGCGUCGCAGGGCCCGCGCGCGCCGCCGCCGCGCCGAAAGGAAAGACGAUAAUAAAUGAUUCCCCACUA
Molecule: messenger RNA, 1158 nt
Organism: Ostrinia furnacalis (Asian corn borer)
Lineage: Eukaryota; Metazoa; Arthropoda; Insecta; Lepidoptera; Crambidae
Exons: 6
Coding region: 27-1148 (373 amino acids)
Source: RefSeq, a predicted model, not a curated record